Molecule: messenger RNA, 1161 nt
Organism: Homarus americanus (American lobster)
Lineage: Eukaryota; Metazoa; Arthropoda; Malacostraca; Decapoda; Nephropidae
Product: clumping factor A-like
Exons: 3
Coding region: 89-433 (114 amino acids)
Source: RefSeq, a predicted model, not a curated record
CAGAUAUAAAGAUCGACUCCUCGUUUCCUGCUACAGUCACACUCUUCCUCACCGUCGCAUCUUCAGGCCCUAGCAGCACUACGACCCCAUGACUCAAACCAGCAACAUGAGGUUCGCCCUGGUUCUGCUCGGUCUGCUGGCCCUGGUGACAGUCAACUCAGCCCUCUACCUUGACGUUAGCGAUUCGAGUGAUUCGUCCUUUGAGAUGGAUGAUGAGCUUGACUUCGACAUUUUGAAGAGUCGUAUGAAGAGGCAAGUAGAUGCUGGCACCAUGGUCACUGACUCUACCAUUACGACCUUUGACGACAGCAGUGAAGAAAGCGAUGAAGGAGGUGAAGAUAACAGUAACGAAAGCAGUGGAGAAGGAGGUGAAGAUAGGAGUAGUGAAGACAGCAACAACGACAGCAACAGCGGCAGCAACGAAAGCAAAUAAUCAUACAACUAGAAACACAACGCACUUUCUCCUUCCAAUAACAACAAAAGAUGGAAAGUGAAGAAGAAAACACUGGAAAAAAAAGUCAAUUAAUCACUUGCAAUGUGAACUCAAUACACUAUUCGUUUGCAACAAGACCCAAGGGUAGUUUAUACUCUAAUGCAAGUAUUAUAUAUAUAUAUAUUUGUUGGUUGGUUUUCACGUGUUGAAUUAGUUGCAUAAAAGAGGCACAUGAGGCAGUGUGGAUUGGUUGUUUUACUAAAGGCAGAAUGAUAAGUUAAUUUUGUUUUUAUAGUGUUGGGGGAAUAAUAAUGAUAGUAAUGAUCAUGAUAUUGGUAAUAAGAAUAAUGAUAAUAGCAAUAAUAGUAUAAAUGGUAUCAUUGCAACAACAGCUAUAAAAAACAGCAACAAAAUAACAAACUCAACACAAAUGAAAACAACAAGAACAGCAUAACAGCAAAAAAAAAAAAAUAAUAAUAACACUCACAAUGACAAUACCAUCAACAUCACCAAAACAUAACACAAAAAUAAUGACAAAAAUGAAUAAAUACUGUAUUAAAUAAACUUCAAAACAUCACAGGAGACCAAUAACAUCAUGACUCCCUCUCACCACCACCCCCCCCCCCAAAUGGUGAUUACUAGACAUCCAUAUGAUAACACAACACCACAUCUACUGCAUACCACCACUACGAUAUCAAGUGCUUACCCUAAUAAAGGAUACCAUGAGA